UUAAGUUGUUGCCACGUGAACGGAACAAAGACCACCAACCGCCAAAACCGUUAAGUUUCGCGGGCGGAGAUCAACGCCCCGACCCACACUCGAGAGAAACUCGAGAGAAAGUAUUCGUCUCUUUCUUUUCCUCUCUCUCUCAACUCACUCUCAAUUUUUCGAACAAAUGGCUCAAAACUGCACCGUUGAAAACGGCACAGAUUAUGACGGCAGAUCGGCCGUCAUCUUUCUCGGCACCGGAUGCUCCAGCGCCGUCCCUAAUGCAAUGUGCUUGAUCCAGCCGUCCGAUCCUCCUUGCCACGUUUGCUCCCAGUCUCUCUCAAUCCCGCCGGAGCAAAACCCUAAUUACAGGUGUAAUACAUCUCUGCUGAUAGAUUAUUAUAGCGAGAGCGAUGAGAAACACAAGUAUAUAUUAAUUGAUGUUGGAAAGACAUUCAGAGAGCAAGUUCUUAGAUGGUUUACUUUCCACAAGAUUCCUCUAGUCGAUUCUAUUAUUUUGACUCAUGAGCAUGCUGAUGCAGUUCUUGGUCUUGAUGAUAUCCGUGCCGUACAACCGUUUAGUCCUACUAAUGAUAUUGAUCCUACUUCAAUUUAUUUAAGUCAGUUCGCCAUGGAUAGUAUAGCAGUGAAAUUUCCUUACCUGGUGAAGAAAAAAUUAAAGGAAGGUCAAGAAGUAAGACGGGUAGCACAGCUGGAUUGGCAGAUAAUUGAGGAAGACUCUCAGAGACCAUUUGUUACAUCAGGAUUAAAAUUUGUGCCUUUGCCAGUGAUGCAUGGAGAAGAUUAUAUUUCUUUGGGUUUUCUCUUUGGUGAAAAAAGUAGAGUAGCUUAUAUAUCUGAUAUUUCACGCUUCCCCGCAAGUACGGAGUAUGUAAUUUCAAAGGCUGGGGCUGGGCAGUUGGAUCUUCUUAUCUUGGACACUUUGUACAAGACUGGCUCCCAUAAUACUCACUUCUGCUUUCCUCAGACCCUUGAAGCUGUGAAGAGAUUAUGUCCUAAGCGAGCUCUUUUAAUUGGAAUGACUCAUGAAUUUGAUCAUCACAAGGACAAUGAUUUCCUAAUGGAAUGGUCUAAAAGGGAAGGAAUACCAGUGCAGCUUGCGCAUGAUGGUAUGAGAGUGCCUAUAGACUUAUGAUAAGGUUGAGAUAGGAGCUACCAACUAUGGCAAGAUACGAACACAUAGUUUCCAUCCCAUUGUGAUGGGAGGACUAAACGAUAUUGGUAUUUUUUUAUAGCUUCAGCAGAUAACAUUCAAAUCGUCGAAGCAAAUUUUUUGAACAAGCAGGGGCUAUAUAUAACAAGGGCAGGGACGGUUGUAGCAUGGUGGCAAUGGUGGCACUUGCCCCCCAAAAGUUCCCGUAGUCUCUCUAAAGUUUUUUUUUUUUUUUUACUUUCAAAGAGAAAAGGAAAAACCUUUGUGAUUAAUUGUUUGCACUUUGCCCCAUAUUUAAAGUCCAUAUUUGGCCCCACUGAAAAAAAAUCCCUAAUAAUUUAAUUUUA
Messenger RNA from Ricinus communis (castor bean), 1500 nucleotides. RefSeq names its product putative hydrolase C777.06c. The record is from RefSeq and is a predicted model, not a curated record. Bases 167 to 1135 code for a protein of 322 amino acids. NCBI's taxonomy places the organism in Eukaryota, Viridiplantae, Streptophyta, Magnoliopsida, Malpighiales, Euphorbiaceae. The transcript is spliced from 10 exons.